ACUUGCAGGCCGUGAUAGCCGUCCGGUCAUCUCGCAUCGCAAGGUUGUGUCGCACGAGCGAGGGUCGGGACCUAACUUCCUUGAUGCGCAGGCCGCCUCACCUCCGCUGAAUCCCCGCCUCGUCAUGGUCAGUCGUUGCGGUAUGGCAUCUCCUUGCCACUCUACCGCUUCCCUCGUCUCACCAUGUCAUCGCAAGCUCUCCCAAGCAGUCAGCCUCCGAGCAGGCUAGCUCGUCUUCCUCCCUUCCGGCAUGAGCACGUCGGUAGCUUUCUGCGGCCUCAGGCCAUCCUCGACGCCCGCACUGCUCACGCCGAGGGCAAAUUAGAUGAUGCUGGUCUUCGCGUCGUAGAGGACGAGCACAUCAAGGCGCAUGUCGAAAGGCUGCUUUCAUCUGGCAUCCCAGAUAUCACGGACGGCGAGUACAGGAGAGCGUACUUCCACAUCGACUUCCUCAAGCACCUCGGCGGCGUUGAUGUACAGAAGAACUCUCUCGAGCAGCAAAAGGGUUUCGCACCACCCACACUCGUCGUGACCGACAAGAUCAAGCACAUCCACAACAUCGAAGUGGACAACUUCCUGUACCUCAAGUCCUUGGUCCCCGCCGACAAGCAUCGUCACAUCAAAAUCACCAUCCCCUCGCCCACCAUGCUUCACUUCCGCGGUGGACGCAAAGGCAUAUCCGAGAAGGCCUACCCAAAUCUCGACGACUUCUUCGCCGAUGUGGCCUCGGCGUACCGCAAAGAAGUUGACGCCCUCUACGCCGCGGGAUGUCGCUACCUGCAAUUUGACGACACCAACCUGGCUUACCUCACCGACCCGAAAAUGAGGGAGGAAGCCAAGGAGCGAGGAGAAGAUGUCGAUGCGCUGCCAUCGCGCUAUGCCAAAUUGAUCAACGCAUGCUUCGCGAACAAGCAGGACGAUAUGGUCAUUGGCAUCCAUCUCUGCAAGGGCAACUUCCGAUCGCAGUUCUUUGCGAGCGGGAGCGAUGAAGGGUACGCGCCCGUUGCCAAGGCGCUCUUUGGCGAGCUGAACGUCGAUGCCUACUUCCUUGAGUGGGAAAAUGAGCGUUCGGGUAAGGACUUUUCAGCUUUAUCUGGCAAUCUCUCGGCCAACAAGACGGUCGUGCUCGGCUUGGUCUCGUCGAAGGUGUCGGACAUGGAGGACAAGGAGACGCUGGUGUCUAAGCUGCGAGAGGCUGCCAAGCAGCUGCCUGGUGGGCUGGACCAGCUAGCCAUCAGCCCGCAGUGUGGGUUUAGCUCGACUCAUCAUGGCAAUGCAAUCACGGAGGAGACGCAGUACGCCAAGCUGGAGCUUUGCAAAGCCGUGGCAGAGGAGGUGUGGGGAUGAGGAGGAGGGAAGAGGUAAUUAUUGUAGAAAAAAGGAAAGCGAAGCAUAUGCAACUGAGACGUUCCCAGCAAAUCCAGAUUGCCAUCCUCAUGUCCUCACAUUCCCCCUAGUCGUGCGACCACAAUAGCGAAAGGAGGCGCCCCCAUCCCCUCGCCGGCUCAAUCCAUUGCUCUGGAUUCUCCUUCCACU
This is a messenger RNA of Jaminaea rosea, 1536 nucleotides long. Its product is annotated as UROD/MetE-like protein. The record is from RefSeq and is a predicted model, not a curated record. The transcript is spliced from 3 exons. NCBI's taxonomy places the organism in Eukaryota, Fungi, Basidiomycota, Exobasidiomycetes, Microstromatales. Bases 184 to 1347 code for a protein of 387 amino acids. Gene Ontology annotation, molecular function: zinc ion binding; 5-methyltetrahydropteroyltriglutamate-homocysteine S-methyltransferase activity.